UAUUAGAAUUAAAAAUAAUAAUGGAUCAAUAUAUUUGUAAUAAAUGUUAUUCCACGCAGAGUGAUAAAGAUCUUAACUUUAGAUUGACUCAAUGUGGACACAUUUUUUGUUAUAACUGCAUAAGAGAAGAUGAAUGCCCUGAAUGUAAGUCUACAAAAAUUGUGACCGUGUCACUUACAAAACCUCUAACGCCAGAAGUAUCAAGAUUUUUUGCACCAUUGAAUGAUAUUUUAACAUCAGUAAAGUCUAUAACAAUAUUCCAAUCAGAACAAAUAAACGUAAUAUUGCAAUGCUUUUAUCAACUGAAUGAUAAAUAUGAAAUUUUAAAAGAUCGCUAUAUUAAUGCUGUAAGAAAUGAAAAACGAAUUGCUCAUGAGUAUUACAAUCUAAAGAAACAUUUUGAAAGUUUAAACAAACAACUUAUGUUUGUGAAAAUGCAUAGAACUGACAGUAAAGUAAUUACUGCGACACCAUCCUUAACUAAUAAUAAAUACAUCACUGGUCGAUAUUCUAAAAAUAAAAUCUAUGAUACUCCUAUGAACAAAUCAAGUUGUUCAAAAAUUACCAAUCCAUUUAGAAGAAAUAUUUUUACAUUGCAAAAGUCAAUCAACAAUAGUUCUAUUUCUAUCUCUGAUAAGAGUUCUUUGUAAGUGAAUGAAAGAAAAAAAAA
Molecule: messenger RNA, 670 nt
Organism: Vespa mandarinia (Asian giant hornet)
Lineage: Eukaryota; Metazoa; Arthropoda; Insecta; Hymenoptera; Vespidae
Biological process (GO): protein sumoylation; reciprocal meiotic recombination; homologous chromosome pairing at meiosis
Cellular component (GO): synaptonemal complex
Molecular function (GO): SUMO transferase activity
Source: RefSeq, a predicted model, not a curated record